Messenger RNA from Neurospora tetraspora, 1358 nucleotides. RefSeq lists its product as uncharacterized. The transcript is spliced from 5 exons. The record is from RefSeq and is a predicted model, not a curated record. Lineage: Eukaryota; Fungi; Ascomycota; Sordariomycetes; Sordariales; Sordariaceae. The coding region runs from base 1 to 1209 and encodes 402 amino acids.
AUGUCUGUAUCGCUCAGCCUCGCCGCUAGAGCGCGCGCAUACUUGGUCGAUCCGCCCACUACUACUGCCCCUAACACGGCCGAGGAAUGCUCCAACUGGAUAGUAGCCGAGAAUUCCUCAACCUGUGAGGAGAUUGCCGAGUACAACUGGAUCACCGUGACUCAGCUGAAGAGAUGGGGUGCCCCUGAAGAGGAGGAGCCCAAGACCACCACUACAAUCGCUGCCGGUCCGACCACCACUUCGACUGUUAGUAACGGCAUUAUCACGCCUACGCCGACCCAGGAAGGCAUAAUCAAGGACUACAACAAGUUCCAUUUCGUCUCCACCGGCCAAGGUUGCGCCACCGUCCAGUCCUUGUAUGGUCUCUCGUGGGCCGACUUCUACCGUUGGAACCCUGCCGUCGGCGCCAACUGCGAGACUCUCUGGGCCAACACCAACGUUUGCGUCGGCGUUAUUGGCGGUGCUAGCGUGUCUACUUCUGUCCCGGCCACCGCCACUACCACGGCCGGAAAUGGCAUUGCCACCCCGUCGCCCACCCAGGCCGGCAUGGUUGGCAACUGCAACAAGUUCCAUUUUGUCUCGGGCGGCCAGGACUGUCCCGCCAUCCAGUACCUCUACGGCAUCACCUUUGACCAGCUUCUCCGCUGGAACCCGGCCAUUGGAGCAAGCUGCCAGGGCAUGUGGGCAAACACUUAUCUCUGUGUCAGCACUACCACCGAUCAGACCACCUUGAUCACCAGCACCAAGACCACUGUCAUUACUACCAGCAAGCCUACCACCACCGCUGGCAACGGCAUCUCCACUCCCCAGCCCAUCCAGACAGGCAUUCCUACCAACUGUGACAAGUUCCACACCGUGGUGGCCGGUGACGAGUGCCAGGCCAUUGCCAACAAGUAUAGCGUCUCGUUGAGCCAGUUCUACGCCUGGAACCCGGCUAUCGGCACCGGUUGCAGCACCUUGUGGGCAGGCUACAACGUGUGUGUGCACACCGUGGGCGCCACCACCAUCAAGACUACCGCUUCGCCUACUUCCACCGGCAAUGGGAUUGCCACUCCUACUCCCACCCAGCCUGUUGCCAGCGGAGACACCUGCGACGUUAUUGCCAGUAAGUACGGCACCACCUCGACCAAGAUUCACUCGUGGAACACGCAGAUCAACAGCGCUUGCAACAAUAUCUGGCUGGGCUACUACGUUUGCGUCGGCGUUUAAAUCUCUAUAAUGUCUUAAUACAUCGCUCGCUUCGUCUUCGAGAAGAGGGAAACUCCCUUCUUAUACUUUUUUAUACCAAAACUUUCCCAGGUGAAUAGGUAAUAUUUAGGUACAAAUGGGAAAAGAUGUAAAUAGUUUAGGACGAGAGA